This is a messenger RNA of Hemiscyllium ocellatum (epaulette shark), 1316 nucleotides long. RefSeq names its product terminal nucleotidyltransferase 5C-like. Gene Ontology annotation, molecular function: RNA binding; poly(A) RNA polymerase activity. The transcript is spliced from 2 exons. The record is from RefSeq and is a predicted model, not a curated record. Bases 39 to 1247 code for a protein of 402 amino acids. Gene Ontology annotation, biological process: mRNA stabilization. NCBI's taxonomy places the organism in Eukaryota, Metazoa, Chordata, Chondrichthyes, Orectolobiformes, Hemiscylliidae.
AGCCUGUACCCCAGCAGGUAUCGCAAACUUCAGUCUUGAUGGAUGAGAGUGUUGAUCUGCCAAACUGCAUCAUGGAUGAGAGUCUGGACUGCAGAUUCAACAAUCUUAGCUGGGAGCAGGUUCAGAGUUUGGAUCAAGUCUUAACGGAAGUGAUACCUAUUCACGGAAGAGGCAACUUCCCUACACUGGAAAUAAAGCCAAAAGACAUCAUUCAUAUUGUGAAGGAUCGGCUGGAAGAGAAUGGGAUUAAGGUCCAUGACAUUCGUCUCAAUGGCUCAACAGCAAGUCACAUUCUUGCUAAGCAAAAUGGAACAAGCUACAAAGACCUUGACAUUAUCUUUAGAGUAGAGUUGCCUGGAGAGGAAGAGUUCCAGGUGGUAAAGGGAGUGGUAUUGGAUUGUCUUCUGGACUUUCUACCACAAGGUGUCAAUAAGGAAAAGAUCACAGGGCUUACUUUGAAAGAAGCCUAUGUUCAGAAAAUGGUUAAAGUUUCCAAUGAUUAUGAUCGGUGGAGUCUCAUCUCCUUGUCAAAUAACAGUGGAAAAAAUGUUGAGUUAAAGUUUGUUAAUUCAUUACGGCGGCAGUUUGAAUUUAGUGUGGACUCUUUCCAAAUAAUUCUGGACUCGUUGUUACCUCUUUUCUGUUGUCGAGAGAAUGUAAUGUCAGAGGAGUCCCAUCCAACUGUCAUAGCAGAGAGUAUGUAUGGAAAUUUUGAGGAGGCAAUGGAUCACCUGCGAUACAAACUGAUUGCCACAAGAAACCCCGAAGAGAUUCGAGGUGGUGGCUUGCUUAAAUAUAGCAAUCUCUUGGUUCGAGAAUUUAAACCAGCAUCUGAUACAGAAAUCAAAGGCUUAGAACGCUACAUGUGUUCGAGGUUUUUUAUUGACUUCCCAGAUGUAUCUGAGCAGCAAAGGAAGAUUGAAUCCUACCUACGAAAUCAUUUCAUUGGUGAAGAGAAAAGCAAGUAUGAUUACCUGAUGAUACUGCGCCAAGUUGUGAAUGAAAGCACAGUCUGUUUGAUGGGACAUGAGAGAAGGCAGACAUUGAACAUGAUCACCCUGUUGGCUCUGAGAGUAUUAGGUGAACAGAAUAUCAUUCCAAAUGCUGCCAAUGUCACCUGCUACUAUCAACCUGCCCCUUAUGUCAGUGACCGAAGUUUUAGCAAUUACUACAUUUCGCACGGACAGCCACACCUUGUGUAUCAGCCCUAUCCACUGCACAUUAAUAUGCAGACUGGUUUGGUUUAGUGUUACAGUGAAUGCAAAUGCUUGACUUUGAACAAGACCCAAGUUUUCAGGUCCCCAGAUAUCUGAUGU